Messenger RNA from Rotaria socialis, 444 nucleotides. NCBI's taxonomy places the organism in Eukaryota, Metazoa, Rotifera, Eurotatoria, Philodinida, Philodinidae. The record is from the annotation of a GenBank genome assembly.
AUGUCAAGCAACGAAACAAAUGCACCGCUUGAAAACAUCUCAACAGUUUUACGAGCUGUAACAAAAUUACAAAGUGAUGCUGAAAAAUCCGAAGAACUAACAUUAGAAAUGUUAGCUAGCGCUAUCAAGUUAGCAGCACUUCCAACACAUGAUGAAGAAAAAUUAACACCAGCAACUAUUGAUGGGGCUUUAAAAUUGGCUGCAAAGUCAUCGAGCGAACAAAAGCAUGAAAAUCUUACACCUGAAUCAUUAGCUAUUGCACUUAAAUUAGCAAUUAAAGUUUCAUCAACAAAUGAUAAUGAUGAUAAAGAUACAAAUGAAUUAUCAGCAAAUCAAAUUUUAUCAGCAAUGAAGGCAGCUGUCGCUUUGACUCAAACAAAUCAAUCCUAUGAGCCAGUUACAUCUGAACUACUUUCUGAUGCACUGAAAUUGGCUAAAAUCUAA